AUGAAGAUUUAUUUGAGGCUGCAGUUUCUCGUUGGUAUCAUGAACAUUGUCGAUAUGGUAGCAAUAAUUCCAUUCUACCUGGAAUUAACGCUCGCUAUGUUCGGAGUUGAUGUCGCCAGCCUCAGUGAUAUUAAAGGUAUGCCUUAUUACUUUUUGUUAUAUUUACCUAUACUGUUUCUCAUCUCAUGUGAGCAUCAAGAAUGAGU
Cylicostephanus goldi is the source of this 206-nucleotide messenger RNA. The record is from the annotation of a GenBank genome assembly. Lineage: Eukaryota; Metazoa; Nematoda; Chromadorea; Rhabditida; Strongylidae.